Messenger RNA from Sinocyclocheilus grahami, 2025 nucleotides. RefSeq names its product short transient receptor potential channel 4-like. The transcript has 6 exons. The record is from RefSeq and is a predicted model, not a curated record. NCBI's taxonomy places the organism in Eukaryota, Metazoa, Chordata, Actinopteri, Cypriniformes, Cyprinidae. Gene Ontology annotation, molecular function: protein binding; inositol 1,4,5 trisphosphate binding; store-operated calcium channel activity. Gene Ontology annotation, cellular component: cation channel complex; plasma membrane. Gene Ontology annotation, biological process: calcium ion transmembrane transport; regulation of cytosolic calcium ion concentration. Bases 307 to 2025 code for a protein of 572 amino acids.
CGCACAUGCACUUUCUGGAGACAGACAACAAAUAUGUUUGGUUUUGGGAAACUAUGCAGAUUAGCUCCAUCUUGAAUGCGAAAUGAGAGGAUCGCUGAGCCUCGCUGCGCGUACAAAUGGAUAUUAUCUUCCCCCGUUCUAUUUCUAUCGUUGCGCAUUUUCGCGCUUUUUUCUCUGUGGAGGCGGUUGGAGUGUAACGGGUUUUCUUCGCGCUGAGCACCUGUUGUACGUUAGUUAGACGGAAUCAGUCACGAGUCGGUGCAACAUCCAAAACCAACAGUUGUCUCACAUGAAGGCAUAGCAGCAAUGUCACAGCUCUACUUUCGCAGAACAGAAAUCUUCUCCUACAGGGACCGGAUCCCUCUGCGGAUAGUUCGAGCCGAGUCUGAACUGUCACAGCUGGAAAAGGCCUACCUGUGUGCUGUGGAGAAAGGCGACUAUGCCAGCGUCAAACAAGCGUUGAUAGAAGCCGAGAUCUACUUCAAAAUCAACAUCAACUGCAUCGACCCUUUGGGACGGACAGCUCUGUUGAUUGCCAUUGAGAAUGAGAACCUAGAAAUUAUUGAGUUGCUGCUCAGCUUUAACGUGUACGUGGGGGAUGCGCUUUUACACGCCAUACGAAAGGAAGUGGUGGGGGCUGUGGAGCUGCUUUUGAAUCAUAAAAAGUCCAGUGGGGGCAUGCAGGUGCCUCCUAUCCUCUUGGAUAAACAGUUCUCCGAUUUUACCCCUGACAUAACACCCAUCAUCUUGGCCGCUCACACCAACAACUAUGAGAUCAUCAAGAUGCUGGUUCAGAAGGGUGUGUCCAUCCCCCAGCCCCACCAGGUGCGCUGCAACUGCAUGGAAUGCGUGUCCAGCUCAGACGUGGACAGCCUGCGACAUUCCCGAUCCCGUCUCAACAUCUACCGGGCCCUGGCCAGUCCCUCGCUCAUCGCCCUCUCCAGCGAAGACCCCUUCCUGACAGCCUUCCAGCUCAGCUGGGAGCUCCAGGAGCUCAGCAAGGUGGAGAAUGAAUUCAAGUCUGAGUAUGAAGAGCUUUCCCAGCAGUGUAAGCAGUUCGCCAAAGAUCUCCUUGACCAAACCCGCAGCUCCAGAGAGCUCGAACUGAUUCUGAACUACAGGGAUGAUAUUAAUCUCCUGGAUGAUGAAGGGAAUAAUGACCUCGCCAGGUUGAAACUGGCUAUCAAGUACCACCAGAAAGAGUUUGUAGCACAGCCAAACUGUCAGCAGCUGCUCGCAUCUCGCUGGUACGAUGAGUUCUCAGGCUGGAGACGCCGCCAUUGGGCCAGCAAGUUCAUCACCUGCAUGUUCAUCGGAUUCCUCUUCCCUUUCUUUUCGCUGCUCUACCUGAUCGCUCCCAAGAGCCAAUACGGCCUCUUCAUCCGGAAACCCUUCAUCAAGUUUAUAUGCCACACUGCUUCCUAUCUGACCUUCCUCUUUCUCCUGCUGUUGGCCUCCCAACACGCUGACCGCAAUAGCAAUCAAAAGCCCUUCGAGCAGCAUCCAGAGCCCACCACUGUGGAAUGGAUGAUCUUACCCUGGGUUUUAGGAUUUGUGUGGGCUGAGAUCAAACAAAUGUGGGACGGUGGCUUUCAGGAUUACAUUCAUGAUUGGUGGAACCUCAUGGACUUUGUCAUGAAUUCUCUGUAUCUGGCCACCAUCUCAUUGAAGUUCGUCACUUACGUUAUGCACUCUGAAAACUAUGGGCAGCGGGACUCAUGGGAGAUGUGGCACCCCACCUUGGUGGGCGAGGCCUUGUUCGCCAUUGCUAACAUAUUUAGCUCCCUACGACUGAUUUCACUCUUCACAGCCAACUCGCACCUUGGCCCCCUUCAGAUCUCUCUCGGCCGAAUGCUGCUGGACAUCCUCAAAUUCCUCUUCAUUUACUGCCUGGUGCUACUCGCAUUUGCAAAUGGACUCAAUCAACUGUAUUUCUAUUAUGAAACUGAUGGCGUAGAAAUUACUAACAAUGUCACAUGCAAGGGUAUCCGCUGCCCAGUGCAGAACAAUGCAUUCACCACGUAG